GUGACAUACGGAACCCACUUCCGCCCCGCUCACCGUGCCUGCGGAUCACAGAAGCCCUUCAAGACAGCAGUUCUCCAGCAACGGGCUGUCGCAUUACAGAAGCAAAUUGCAUUGUUUUCCUGCCCCUUUCGCCAGUGAUACUUUCCAAAAAACCUAGAGUAACUGCUGUUACCUUGAAGAAGGUGGAAGAUGUCGGUGGUGCGGAGUCUUCUGAGCCAGUCAAGACAAAGCCUUAUACGUACCAUUCUUGGUGCUUGCUCUGUCCGCGCAUAUCGUGGAGAUACUCCUGAUGAUGAAAUGAAAGACAUUUUUCAGAUUCUGCUUCCUCCAUGGGUAGAGCGAACCAAUGAGCCAGCAGAUACAAAGCGAGCACGCCUGCUGUACGAGAGCCGUAAGCGGGGAAUGCUAGAGAACUGCAUCAUACUGAGUUUCUUUGCCAAAAAAUAUCUAAAUAAAAUGACAGAGAAGCAGCUGAGCUUGUACGAUAAACUGAUAAAUCAACCAAGCAAUGACUGGGACAUUUACUACUGGAUUACAGAAACCAAGCCAACUCCUCCAGAAUUUGAUAAUGAAGUAAUGACCUUGCUGAAGGAAUUCACCAAAAAUCGCAACAUGGAGCAGAGGAUAGGGCAGCCUGCUCUCGAUUAUCUCUUUGAGAACAAAAAUUAAAAUUGGAUUAUUUUGCUCAUAAAAGGUCUGCUGACAAGACUUUUACUCUAGAUCACUUGAGUAAAACUAAACAGAAACUCGGAAAUUCAAAUCUUAACUAGUUUAUUACCAUUAAAAGUAGCUGAGGUAGCACUGGCUAUUUUUGAAGUGAAUGAAUCAUUAUCUGUUUGUGUAUAGAAGCUGAGCCGAUGGGAUCUUAUCCAGCAAAGUGCCAGCUCUGAAAUAUGAAUAGUUCUGUGUCAGAAUUGAUUUGCUUCUGUCAAUAUCUGUCACUGAAAUUGAACUAUAUAUGGUCUUGUAUAGAAAAAGUAAAGGAUUUAAGUUGAUGCUUUGAAAAUAAAUAAGCUUGUUUUCUGAA
This is a messenger RNA of Carcharodon carcharias (great white shark), 1027 nucleotides long. RefSeq names its product succinate dehydrogenase complex assembly factor 2 (gene sdhaf2). Bases 190 to 669 code for a protein of 159 amino acids. Gene Ontology annotation, biological process: mitochondrial respiratory chain complex II assembly; tricarboxylic acid cycle; mitochondrial electron transport, succinate to ubiquinone. Gene Ontology annotation, cellular component: mitochondrion. The transcript has 4 exons. Lineage: Eukaryota; Metazoa; Chordata; Chondrichthyes; Lamniformes; Lamnidae. The record is from RefSeq and is a predicted model, not a curated record.